Sipha flava (yellow sugarcane aphid) is the source of this 1005-nucleotide messenger RNA. RefSeq names its product SCAN domain-containing protein 3-like. Bases 1 to 1005 code for a protein of 334 amino acids. The transcript is spliced from 2 exons. The record is from RefSeq and is a predicted model, not a curated record. NCBI's taxonomy places the organism in Eukaryota, Metazoa, Arthropoda, Insecta, Hemiptera, Aphididae.
AUGAAGCCAUCAAGAAUGAAAGAUAAUUUAUCAAAAAUUCAUUACGAUAAACUGGAGAAACCACUUUCGUUUUUUCAGGCUCUUAAAGCAAAAAUUGAAAAACGGUCUACUGUGAAUAGUUUAUUUAAAAAACAAACAUCUGAUCUUGAUAAAGGACUUGUCGCUUCGUACAAGGUGUCUUUAUUGAUAGCAAAAAACAGUAAACCUCAUUCAAUCGGUGAAACUCUUAUUUUACCGGCUCUCAAGGAAAUAACCGAUACUAUGCAAAGAGAGAGUACUAGCAAUAAGAUGAUUAAGUCAAUUCCUUUGAAUAAUGACACUGUCUCCAAAAGAAUUGAUGAAAUGAUUGACGAAUCAACUGUGACAGAUAAUAAAGCUAUAUUACUAGCUUACGUGAGGUUCAUUAAUGAACGUAAAGAAAUCGUCGAGAAAUUAUUGUUUGCUACAAGUUUGAUCACUGAUACCAAAGGGUCGUCGAUUUUUCAAGCGGUGGAGGAAUAUUUUAUCAGAAAAAAUGUCCUCUUGACAAAUAUUAUUGCAUACGCAACGAAUGGCGCUCCUUCGAUGACCGGUCGUCAUGUUGGGUAUAUAGCCCACCUAAAAAAAGCUGUCCCAGGUGUUAUUUGUGUUCAUUAUGUUAUACAUUGCCAACAUUUAGCUGCUAAAAACUUAAGUGGUGUGCUGCACGAAACCCUUCAAUUCGUCAUAAAAGCUGUAAACAAUAUUAAAGCAAGUUCACUCAAUGACCACAUGUUUCGAGAACUUUGUCAUGAUAAUGAUGAAUAUUUUGAAAGAUUACUUUUGCAUACUGCAGUAAGGUGGCUUUCCAAAGGAAAAUGUUUGUGUCGUUUUUUUGCAUUAUUUGACUCUAUCAUUGAAUUUUUCAAUAAAAUUGAUCCUGUCUUAAAAGAAAAUUUGAAGCAACGAAAAAUUGAGAAUGGGUACCUUACAGAUAUUUUUGAAAAAAUGAAUGAAGUCAAUUUGAAGCUCAAGGGAAUAAGAUGA